This is a messenger RNA of Dentiscutata erythropus, 1110 nucleotides long. The record is from the annotation of a GenBank genome assembly. Lineage: Eukaryota; Fungi; Glomeromycota; Glomeromycetes; Diversisporales; Gigasporaceae.
AUGUUUUCCAACAUACCCGACGUUUUUUUGUUCAUACUAUUCUUAUUCACUUUAGCAUUAACCUACGAUAGUUUUCAUAAAGUUAAUUUAGAACUGGAAAUGAUCCAAAGCAUUUUAUCUGAAAAUAUAAAAUAUCUUUAUUUUAUCCUUAUAUGCCUAAUCACUCUUUGGCACAAAAUUGAUUCAACGUCACGAACUGAAGCUAAAAAAAUUGAAGCUAUAUUUGCUCUUAAUAAUGAAAUACGUAAUGACAUUACUGGAAUACGUAAUGAUAUUACUGGAAUAUGCAAUAACAUUACUGGAAUACAUAACGACAUUACUGGAAUACGCAACGAAAUUACUGGAAUGCAUAACGACAUUACCGGAAUACAUAAUGAUAUUAAUAGAAUACGUGGAACAUCCAAUUUUGGUUUUGCAUGCCUAUUUAUUCUUUACCACAAAAUUAAUUCAAUAUCCCAAACUGAACCCAAAAAAAUUGAAGCCAUAUUGGCUCUUACUAAUGAAAUACCAUCAAAAUUGAUUCAAUAUCCCAAACUGAAACCAAAAAAAAUUGAAGCUAUAUUGGCUCUUACUAAUGAAAUACGUGACAAUAUUAAUAAAAUGCAUAAUACAUCUCGAAUUGAACAUAAAAAAAUUAUAUCAGAUCUUAGCAUCAACGUUAAUAGAAUAUGUGAAACAUCCAAAAAAGAAAAUGAAGAAAUUGGAAAAACUAUAUCAGAUCUUAUAUCAGAUCUUCGUAAAAACUUUAAUGAAAUACGUGAAGCUGAACAAAGCCUUAUUUUUCAAGCAGUUUUAAAUCAGUUUUCAAACACAAAGAGUAUAAGCACAAGACAGAUCUCUAGUUGCAAUGAUACAGAAACACUUCGGAGCAAAUUUAAGUCCCUCGUUGAUCAAAGAACAGAAAGGGACAGGCUAUCCUUCCCUGGUCCGGUGCUUAAAGCAUUAACUACAGAUAUUGAUCUACAUAUUGACACCUUGGCUAAGUUUUAUCUCGGUCUUACAAAACCACAUACAAAAACAUUGAAAGAAAUUAGUGGGUGGGUCGAUGAAGAAACAAAAAGAAAUAACAAUAAAAAUAUAUAUAAUUUUAGUCGACUUCUACAAAAUUAA